Nicotiana tabacum (common tobacco) is the source of this 2389-nucleotide messenger RNA. Lineage: Eukaryota; Viridiplantae; Streptophyta; Magnoliopsida; Solanales; Solanaceae. The record is from RefSeq and is a predicted model, not a curated record.
UUGAACUUCUAGAAAAUUGAGCUUCCAGUGGACGAAGCCUUAUCUUCUCCAUUUGACUGCUCUAGAAAACCCUAGUCUUUCAUUUCCACAUUCACCAAUUUUACGAGCUAGCUUAGACCUUUUUUCUUGAGUAUGGCUGCGACCUUCACUUCAGUUUGUUCGAUUGCUUCCACCAGCCAAGCAGUGGAUAAGAAACUCAUAAAUUCUUCUGAAAUUUUAUCGUCAUUCUCUGCGAUUUCUUCGAGUUCAUUAGGGGGCAGGAGAAAGAAUACAGUUUUAAAGAAAAGAUACGAUUUCAAGAUUCAGGCUGCGACCAAGAAGUUACACUUCAAUCAGGAUGGUGAUGCCAUUAGGAAGCUGCAAGCAGGUGUUGACAAGCUUGCAAAUUUAGUAGGUGUUACUCUUGGUCCAAAAGGAAGAAAUGUAGUUCUUGAGAGCAAGUAUGGCUCUCCCAAAAUUGUAAAUGAUGGUGUUACUGUAGCUAGAGAGGUUGAACUGGAAGACCCUGUUGAGAAUAUUGGUGCAAGUUUGGUGAGACAAGCUGCUUCAAAGACAAAUGACUUGGCUGGGGAUGGCACAACUACAUCUGUUGUUUUGGCACAGGGGCUCAUAGCUGAAGGUGUUAAGGUGGUUGCAGCUGGUGCAAACCCUAUUCAGAUUACCAGGGGCAUUGAGAGGACCACUAAAGCCCUGGUCGCUGAGCUGAAAAAGAUGUCUAAAGAGGUUGAGGACAGCGAACUAGCGGAUGUAGCUGCAGUUAGUGCAGGAAACAACUAUGAAGUUGGAAAUAUGAUAGCAGAAGCAAUGGGUAAAGUGGGUAGGAAAGGUGUAGUGACUCUUGAGGAAGGGAGAGGUUCUGAGAACAGCUUGUAUGUUGUGGAAGGCAUGCAAUUUGACCGUGGCUAUAUCUCCCCAUACUUUGUUACAGACAAUGAGAAGAUGGUAGCUGAAUAUGAAAACUGCAAGCUGCUUCUGGUAGACAAGAAGAUAACAAAUGCAAGGGACUUGGUUAAUGUUUUGGAAGAAGCAAUCAGGGGUGGAUACCCAAUAUUGAUAAUCGCUGAAGACAUUGAGCAGGAAGCUCUAGCCACUCUGGUUGUGAACAAACUUAGAGGAGCACUGAAAAUUGCUGCACUCAAAGCCCCUGGUUUUGGGGAGCGAAAAAGCCAAUAUCUUGACGACAUUGCUAUCCUUACUGGAGGUACUGUCAUCAGAGAGGAGGUUGGUUUAUCCCUGGACAGGGCUGGAAGCGAGGUCUUAGGCCAUGCUGGAAAGGUGGUGUUGUCAAAGGAUUCAACAACAAUUGUUGGUGAUGGUAGUACCCAGGAAGCAGUAAACAAAAGAAUUGCCCAAAUUAAAAGAAUUGUUGAGGCAACUGAACAGGAUUACGAGAAGGAAAAACUGAAUGAGAGAAUUGCAAAACUAUCAGGGGGCGUUGCUGUAAUUCAGGUUGGUGCACAAACUGAAACGGAACUCAAAGAAAAGAAAUUGAGAGUAGAGGAUGCUCUCAAUGCGACAAAGGCAGCCGUUGAGGAAGGCAUUGUUGUCGGCGGUGGAUGCACCUUGUUGCGGCUUGCUGCCAAAGUUGAAGACAUUAAAGGAACUCUUGAUGAUGAUGAACAAAAGAUUGGAGCUGAUAUUGUCAAGAGAGCUUUGAGGUACCCUAUGAAGUUAAUAGCCAAGAAUGCUGGUGUCAAUGGAAGUGUUGUGAUUGAGAAGGUGUUGUCCAAUGACAAUCCGAAGUAUGGUUAUAAUGCAGCCACUGGAAAAUAUGAAGAUUUAAUGGCUGCUGGUAUAAUUGAUCCUACAAAAGUGGUAAGAUGUUGCUUGGAGCAUGCAGCUUCUGUAGCAAGGACCUUUCUAACAUCAGAUGCUGUAGUUACUGAGAACAAGGAGCCUGAACCUGUGGUUGCUGGAAACCCAAUGGACAAUUCAGGUUAUGGAUACUAAGCAUUUGAAGGAGGCUAGGACAUGCAGAGAACGGGUAUGCCGAAGUCCAGCAGUGUGCCACUACACUCUGAAUAGUAUGUCUUGACUCUCUUGAGUAGGAAUAGUAACGUAGAGGUGAUUAAUUGAUGAGCUCCUUUUUUCAGUGAAAGGGGUUUCAUGUUCCGUCCUUUACGCAAAGGUUUAUCGGGAUAGGUUAUUAUUUCUUCAGUUCUAGAAAUGGAAAUUUUUUAGUGAAAUUUUGUUUUUGAUGCUUUAGUACGUGUAGUGGUUUCGAACCUGCUGGUGGAAACCACACGUGAUUCAUUAUUGGGAAUAUUCAAUUUUUUUAUGAGUAGGGCAAAAUGAUAAAUAAGAAUAAAGAACACGCUUAUAUUUUGAUUGGAAGUACUUGCCAGGCAAAAGUGUUUCCUCAAAGAGGAAAAGAGAUGUUGGAUUUCAA